Molecule: messenger RNA, 2328 nt
Organism: Camarhynchus parvulus
Lineage: Eukaryota; Metazoa; Chordata; Aves; Passeriformes; Thraupidae
Gene: POU6F2
Product: POU class 6 homeobox 2
Exons: 10
Coding region: 1-2097 (698 amino acids)
Biological process (GO): regulation of transcription by RNA polymerase II
Molecular function (GO): DNA-binding transcription factor activity, RNA polymerase II-specific; RNA polymerase II cis-regulatory region sequence-specific DNA binding
Source: RefSeq, a predicted model, not a curated record
AUGCAUGCCAGAAACCCCCAUUCUCCUUUUCAAAGACUACAUAUGAUGGAUUGCGAUCUUUCAGCUCAGCAGGACACAGGGACCAUGCAAGCUGUAAUUGGUCAGGAUCCAAUGAUAGCUGGACAAGUCAGUAAGCCCUUGCUGUCACUGCGGAGUGAAAUGAAUGCAGAGUUGAGAGGUGAGGACAAGGCAGCUACUUCAGACAACGAGCUGAAUGAGCCCUUGCUUGUGCCUGUGGAAUCAAAUGACAGCGAGGACACUCCCAGCAAGCUCUUCGAGACCAGAGGAAACACAGUGCUGCCUGAUACAAGCCCAGCAGACCAGCACCAACCCAGUCAGUCCCAUCCUGCAUUCCCUGUUGGGCCUCAGCCACUACUGACAGCCCAACAGUUAGCCUCAGCAGUAGCAGGGGUGAUGCCAGGAGGCACUCCAGCCUUGAAUCAGCCAAUCCUUAUUCCUUUCAACAUGGCUGGGCAGCUGGGGGGCCAACAAGGACUUGUCCUAACUCUACCUACAGCAAAUCUCACCAACAUCCAAGGACUGGUAGCAGCAGCUGCAGCAGGAGGCAUCAUGACUUUGCCAUUGCAAAAUCUACAAGCUACCUCAUCCCUGAACUCCCAGCUUCAACAGCUUCAGCAUCUUCAGCAGCUCCAGCAUCAACAGCAGCAGCAGCAAAGCCAGCAGCAGCAGCAAGCUCAGCAGGCACAGACUCCACAGCCAACCCAGCAGACCCAGCAAUCACAGCCACAGCCAUCAGCACCACCACAGCAGAACCAAACACAGUCCCAGAGCCAGAGCCAACCACCUCCAGCCUCACAGUCCUCCAGCUCCCCUCAGAAACCCAGCCAGUCACCAGGGCAUGGCCUUCCAUCUCCUCUUACUUCACCAAAUCCAUUGCAGCUGGUUAAUAAUCCACUAGCAAGUCAAGCAGCAGCAGCUGCAGCAGCAGCAGCCAUGGGCUCAAUAGCAAACUCCCAGGCCUUUGGAAACGCCCUCUCCAGUCUUCAGGGGGUCACAGGCCAGCUCGUCACUAAUGCACAAGGACAGAUUAUUGGAACAAUCCCACUGAUGCCUAAUCCAGUCCCAUCCAGCCAGGCGGCAGGUGGAGCUCAGGGACUUCAGGUGCAGCCGAUAACUCCACAGUUAUUGACCAAUGCCCAGGGUCAGAUCAUCGCCACUGUCAUCGGCAACCAGAUACUCCCAGUGAUCAAUACCCAGGGAAUAACACUAUCGCCGCUCAAACCAGGCCAGCAGCUCCAUCAGCCUUCCCAGAUGCAAGUGGGACAAGCAGCUUCACAAUCCAAUCUCCUGCAUUUGGCUCACAGUCAAGCAUCUAUGUCUCAAAGCCCAGUGCGUCAGGCUUCCUCUUCUUCCUCCUCAUCCUCCUCCUCUUCAGCUUUGAGUGUUGGCCAGUUAGUCAGCAAUCCUCAGACAGCCACUGGAGAAGUGGAUGGGGUAAAUCUGGAAGAAAUACGAGAAUUUGCCAAAGCUUUUAAAAUCCGGCGCCUGUCCCUUGGCCUGACACAAACUCAAGUUGGCCAAGCCCUGAGUGCCACGGAAGGCCCAGCCUAUAGCCAGUCUGCCAUCUGCAGACACACCAUCCUGAGAAGCCACUUUUUCCUACCACAGGAAGCCCAAGAGAACACUAUAGCUAGCAGUCUGACAGCCAAACUGAACCCUGGCCUUUUGUAUCCUGCCAGGUUUGAAAAGCUGGACAUCACCCCUAAAAGUGCCCAGAAGAUAAAGCCGGUGCUUGAGCGGUGGAUGGCUGAGGCUGAGGCCCGCCAUCGAGCAGGGAUGCAGAACCUUACCGAGUUUAUUGGGAGCGAACCAUCCAAAAAGCGCAAGCGGCGUACCUCAUUCACGCCACAAGCCCUUGAAAUCUUGAAUGCCCACUUUGAGAAGAACACGCAUCCCUCUGGGCAGGAAAUGACAGAGAUUGCAGAGAAACUGAACUAUGACCGGGAAGUAGUUAGAGUUUGGUUCUGCAAUAAGAGGCAAGCACUGAAGAACACAAUUAAACGUUUGAAACAACACGAGCCUGCAACAGCAGUUCCUAUGGAGCCUUUAACAGACUCUCUGGAAGAAAACUCCUAAGAGCAAAACAAAAAAAGCCAAAUCACACAGAAAAAAAAACUCCACACCAACUGAAACGUGUCCAUUUGAACUUUGUGAAAAUACCUAUUCAUCACCCUUGUAAGUAAAAGACUGAGAAAACUACAAGAAGGACAGAACAGUUUAUAAAUGUCCAUGGGUUUUCCUAUUAAAAAAAAAAACUUUAAACAAAAAAAAAUACACAACACUUAGAGUGUGUGUGGUAGAAUUAGU